CACACCUAGUCAUCCCCUAUCAACUUAUUGAUUUUACCGGUUCUAUCUCAUACGAUUUAGCUCAAGUCCUCGCAAAGCAAACUCGUAGCAUCAGUGAGAGUGUUAUCCUCUUCUUAGUUUUGGAUUCCCAUAGACGUUCAUUAUGGUUUCUUCUAGCUCACCACAUUCAACACACAUGCCGGCCAUCUUUCCCAUACCACGCCUGCUUUGCUUUGCUUUGCUUCGCUUCAUGAUGUGUAUCUUUUCUCCACACCGCCACGAAAGCCUGCAAACCUGACUGUGUUCCAUUGGCUGAGUUUGCAUAUGGAACAGGAAAUCAUAAUCCUGCCCAUUAAAACCCCUGAUUCCGGCGAUCCUCUUCGAUUCCCUAUGGAAAAAAUUGAAGUCUCCCCAUGCACAAGAGGCACGAUUUUCCCCUUCUGCCUGAACCUUCUUCCCCCCCUGCUCUCUAUAAAUUCCAGCUUCCAAACUUCAUCAUGAACUACACAAACCCUCUAUUCACAUAUCACUCGCAAAAAUACCCACCAAAAAUGUCGACCCCCAAAGUCACCCUGAAGCUCCUGAUCAACAAGAAAACCAAGAAAGUGCUGUUUGCUGAAGCAGGGAAAGACUUCGUUGAUUUCCUCUUCACCCUCCUUUCCUUCCCGCUGGGAACCGUGAUUAAGCUUUUGUCCAAGAGCAAAAUGGUGGGCAGCCUUGGAAAUCUGUACCACAGCAUCGAAGAGCUCAGCGAUACGUUCUUCCAGCCCAAAAUAGUCAAGGGCGCGGUUCUGAACCCAAAAGCUCCGUUCUGUCCAACUGGUAGCAGCACCCUUUUGCUAUCCGGCGGUGGCGUGGACGGAAUUGGAGCAACGGCCAGGAAGGUCUACAUGUGCCCUACGUUCCACAGGAACGUGGCUGAUAACCCGCAAGCUCUUUGCCCUACUUGCAGAGGUACGAUGAGCUGCGAGGUUCCCUUUGUAAUCGCCGCCCCUCCUGCUGCUGCUAGCACAGACAAAGCUGUGGGUGUGAACAGUGAAGAAGGUGGGUUUGUGAAGGAUGUGAUAACUUACAUGGUGAUGGACAAUCUGGAGGUGAAGCCAAUGUCGACAAUCUCGAGCAUCACGAUGUUGAAUAAGUUCAAUGUUCAGGAAGUUGGUGCUCUUGAAGAGAAGGUCAUUGAGCUGGGAAUGGACGAGGGGCUGAAUCUGCUCAAGGCGUCUCUGCAGUCCCAGACAGUUCUGACAAAUGUUUUCCUUGGAGCAUGAAGCGGUUCAGUGAUUAAAGUUCAUGGAUGUAA
Molecule: messenger RNA, 1279 nt
Organism: Linum trigynum
Lineage: Eukaryota; Viridiplantae; Streptophyta; Magnoliopsida; Malpighiales; Linaceae
Source: the annotation of a GenBank genome assembly